UAGAAGCCGCUUUCUUGCUCUUUUCGAGUUUUAGUAUCACAAUUGUGACACGUAGUUGAAGAUGCCUUGGAGCCGUUUACUAUGCAACCAGAGUACCAUCGCUGCUUUUGCACACGUUUGCUUGGUUUAGAAAUGGCGCACACGUGCAUCCACUGGUUCCGGAAAGGCCUGAGGCUCCACGACAACCCGGCCUUGGUGGCUGCUCUCCGGGACAGUAAGGAGUUCUACCCUCUGUUCAUUGUCGACCCUCAUCUCCACAACACGACAAGAGUCGGCAUCAACCGCUGGAGGUUCCUGAUCGGAGCGCUCGCCGACUUGGACAGCAGCCUCCGUAAACUCAACUCCAGGUUGUUUGUUCUGAGAGGAAAACCGGAGGAGGUGUUCGCCAAGCUCUUCACCCAGUGGAAGGUGACGAAGCUGACCUACGAGUAUGACUCAGAACCUGACAGUCUGACCCGGGACCAGGCAGUUACAGUGCUUGCUGAGGAAAAUGGAGUUGAGGUCCUCUACAAGGUCUCCCACACUCUCUUUGACCUGGACAGGAUCAUUGAGGAAAACAAUGGCAAAGCUCCACUGACCUACAACAAAAUGCAGGCGAUUGUGAAGAGCAUUGGUCCACCAAGAAGACCGGUGCCUGCCCUGACCUCGGAGCAUAUGAAAGACGUGAAGACUCCUGUUUCGAAAAACCAUGCCAAAGAAUUCGGAAUCCCUACGUUGGACGAGCUUGGACACGAUGUUGGUGACCUCACUGAGGAGAAGUUCCCGGGUGGAGAGCAGGAGGCUCUGAGGAGAAUGGAGGAACACAUGCAGCGCAGUGGCUGGGUGUGCAGCUUCGAGAAGCCCCAGACUUCUCCAAACUCACUGAGUCCGAGCACCACGGUGCUGAGCCCGUACGUCACAAUGGGAUGUUUGUCUGCUCGAACCUUCUGGUGGAGGCUGACGGAGGUUUACAGAGGGAAGAAGCACUCUGAACCUCCAGUGUCUCUUCAUGGUCAGUUGCUGUGGAGGGAAUUUUUCUACACCGCCAGUUUGGGGAUUCCCAACUUCAACAAGAUGAAGGGAAACCCUGUCUGCACUCAGGUGGACUGGGACUCAAAGCCAGAGUUCCUGGCAGCGUGGAGAGAGGCUCAAACCGGCUUCCCCUUCAUUGACGCCAUCAUGACCCAGCUGAGACAAGAAGGUUGGAUCCACCACCUGGCCCGUCACGCAGUGGCCUGUUUCCUCACCAGAGGAGACUUGUGGAUCAACUGGGAGGAAGGCCAGAAGGUGUUCGAGGAACUCCUCCUGGAUGGCGACUGGGCUCUGAACGCCGGGAACUGGCAGUGGCUGUCAGCCAGCACCUUCUUUCACCAGUUCUUCAGAGUCUACUCACCAAUCGCCUUCGGCAAGAAGACGGACAAGAACGGAGAGUACAUCAAGAAAUACCUUCCCAUUCUGAAAAAGUUCCCGUCCCAGUACAUCUACGAGCCGUGGAAGUCUCCUCGCAGCGUCCAGCAGGCGGCAGGCUGCAUCAUCGGUGUAGAUUACCCUCGUCCCAUCGUGGAGCACGAAGUGAUCAGCAAGAAAAACAUCCAGAGAAUGAAGGCCGCCUAUGCCAGGAGGUCCUCCAACGCCUCCAACGAGUCGCCACAAAAAAAACAAGGUGUGAAGCGUAAAUCAGAGUCUGUCAUUGACAUGCUGAAGAAGAAAGAAAAGAAGAAAUAAAGUGUAGACUUUUGCUUUUGA
Molecule: messenger RNA, 1725 nt
Organism: Synchiropus splendidus (mandarinfish)
Lineage: Eukaryota; Metazoa; Chordata; Actinopteri; Syngnathiformes; Callionymidae
Gene: cry5
Product: cryptochrome circadian regulator 5
Exons: 11
Coding region: 82-1704 (540 amino acids)
Biological process (GO): entrainment of circadian clock by photoperiod; circadian regulation of gene expression
Cellular component (GO): nucleus; cytoplasm
Molecular function (GO): DNA binding; FAD binding
Source: RefSeq, a predicted model, not a curated record